This is a messenger RNA of Phoenix dactylifera (date palm), 2629 nucleotides long. RefSeq lists its product as uncharacterized. The record is from RefSeq and is a predicted model, not a curated record. Gene Ontology annotation, cellular component: cytoplasm. Gene Ontology annotation, molecular function: protein binding. Lineage: Eukaryota; Viridiplantae; Streptophyta; Magnoliopsida; Arecales; Arecaceae.
UUCCUCUCCGUCCCUCGCACUUCUUCCCUCCCUCUAUCUCUUUGUUCUCUAUCCACGUCCAAUUCCAGCCUCCGCCGCCGCCGCCGCCUCCUCCGCCAAAGUGAAGAACGCCAGACAAAGGGCAAUGUAAAUUUCUUUCUCUACGUUACCUCCUCUUCCGUUUCCUUUUCUUUCCUUUAACAACUCCCCUUAUUCCAUUCCAUCCCUUUCUUGAUUCCUCUCUUCUUUCUCUAUCCAUAUAUUCUCAUAGUUUGACCUUCAUCUCUCUCUAUAUAUUUAUGUAAACCCAGUUCUUGGUUUCAAUCUUUUAACUUCUUUCUUGGGGAAAAUUACGUUAUCAUUGGGCUGAAGAGGGAAGCUUGUUAGUUCCCUCUCUAGAGAAGAAAAGAAAAGAAAGCAAGCAUGGACGGAAUCGAUGCGUCCAUGUACUCGCACAGCCCUGCCCACGAGGCCGUCCUGGCCCGCGAUUACGACGCCCUCAAGUCCAUCAUCUCCUUCCUUCCCCGCCUCGCCGAGCCCUCCGAGAUCGGCACCGAGGCGGACUCCUUCGCCGAGGAGGCCAAGGCCGACGCCAUCUCCGCCGCUCUCGACCGCCGCGACGUCCCUAACCGCGAGACCCCUCUCCACCUCGCUGUCCGCCUUGGCGACGCCUCCGCCGCCGAGCUCCUGAUGGCCGCCGGCGCCGACUGGAGCCUCCACAACGAGAAGGGCUGGAGCGCCCUCCACGAGGCCAUCUGCGCCGGCGAGGAGCAAAUCGCCCGCAUCAUCGUCCGCCACCGCCAGCCCCAGGCCUGGGCUAAGUGGUGCCGCCGCCUCCCCCGUCUCAUCGCCACCAUGCGGAGGAUGAGAGACUUCUACAUGGAGAUCACCUUCCAUUUCGAGAGCUCCGUCAUCCCUUUUGUCUCAAGAAUCGCCCCCUCCGAUACCUACAAGAUCUGGAAGAGGGGCUCCAAUCUGCGGGCCGACAUGACGCUCUCCGGAUUCGACGGGUUCAAGAUUCAGCGGGCCGACCAGAGCGUUCUCUUCCUCGGGGAGGGCUCGGAGGACGGCAACGUGUCCUCCGGAUCGCUGUGCAUCGUCUCGCAUAAGGAUAAGGAGGUGGUGAAUGCUCUCGAUGCCGCCGGGGCGCCGGCGAGCAACGCCGAGGUCCAGCAGGAAAUCUCGGCCAUGUCCGAGACCAAUAUCUGCCGGCCGGGCAUCGACGUGGCGCGGGCGGUGCUGCUGCCGCAGCUGACCUGGAGGCGGCAGGAGCGCUCGGAGGCCGUCGGCUCGUGGAAGGCGAAGGUGUAUGAGAUGCAUCAUGUGGUCGUGAGCGUCAAGUCCCGGCGCGUCCCCCGUGUGGCGGCGGCCAACGAUGAGGAGGCCGUCGUCUCUUCUUCCAAUGACAAUGAGACGGAGAACGAUGAGUACGAGGAUAUCUUGAACGCCGAAGAGCGGAAGCAAUUGGAAAUCGCUUUGAAAAUGGAGUCACCGGAUGCGAUCGACGAAGAUAUCUCCGAUGACUUCGUCGGGCACCGGCAGAGUUGCUACGAGCCGAGAGAAAUUCCGGUCGAGGAUGCGAGUAGCUGUGGCAAUGGUGGGAGGAAGCAAGACAAGAAACGGUGGCUCGGGAACCGGGGAAAGAAGGGGGAUCAAAAUAAUCACAACCAGGAUUUGCAGCAGAAGAUGGCACCACCAAGAAGCUCGCUUUGUAUAGAUGAGAAGGUGAGCGACCUCCUUGGGGAUUCUCCAUCUAGGGCUCGUAGUAGUCAGGGAAGGCAUUCCAUAGAGAUUGCCUGCAGAAGGGAGGUCCUAAAAGAGGCAAGGGACAGGGAUUCGAAGAAAUCUUCAGCGAAUUCGGCGAAUGGGGGUCGACGGAAAGAAGGUAACCGGGAGAGCGAGUUUAAGAGAGGUUUGACUCCUGUUUUCUGGCUAUCCCCCAACUUUCCACUGAGGACUGAGGAGCUUCUGCCGCUGCUUGACAUACUUUCAAAUAAGGUGAAGGCUGUACGUCGCUUGAGAGAACUACUUACUACGAAACUUCCUUCCGGGACUUUUCCAGUCAAGGUUGCCAUUCCAGUUGUCCCUACCAUCAGAGUCCUGGUCACAUUUACUAAGUUUGAAGAUUUACAACCAUUGGAAGAUUUCUCCACACCUUCUUCAAGUCCUGAGAAGAAAUACCCUAGUAAAAAUCUGCCCUCAAGUUCAUGGCUUCAGUGGAUGAAGGGGUCCUCCCGUCAGAAACCAUCAAAAUCAUCAGGACCCAGCAACCGUGUUGAAAAUAUCCAGGACCCUUUCAUGAUACCCCCAGAUUAUGCUUGGGUAUCACCUGAAACAAAGAAAAAGAAGUUGCAGGAGAAUGGAAGCAAAUCUAAGAAGAGGCCAGAGCAAAAGAGACAAGGGCCUAAAUCUGUGAGAGAAGAAUGGUGACUGGAUGGAGACUGUUGACAAGAGCAUGUAAGCUCUAUGAGAAGAUGCUAGUUGGAAGUAAAUUCCUGGGCUAUCUAUGCUCAAUGCGAAAUGAAUUCCUGACGUCUUCUGGUAAAUAAGAGCGUCUGGAAACUGAUUUUGACCAAUGUAAGUGAGAUGAAUGAUUCCCCGUGGUGUAAUUUUUCACUGGCAACACCAUAAACCCUUGCUUUCGUGAGUC